CGAUUAUCUAUAAUAUAGCUUAUAAGCUAUCACAAAUUUUAGGAAUAAUGUGUAAAUGGCGUGGAAAAAGAUCUAAAAUAAAUAAAGUUCUGUUGUUCUCAAUGUUAAUAACUUUUCUGACGAUUGUAUAAUAAUUAAGUGUUCAUGUGUAGUUAGUUGGAUUAAAUUGCGAGGAAAUUAUCAAUCUUUUUAUAACAAUUGAACCGAACCUAACUUUAUUGUGGGCUUCAUUCCAGUGACUAAAAUAAUUGAAUGACGUCACUGAUCAUGAUCACCGAUAAGCACAUGCUACAUGCUUUACUUACUCAAUAAUGACUUUGUACUGUCGACCUAAAAAAUCAGUCAUAUAGUUAUCUUGCUUCAUUCAUACAAGUAUUGUACUCUCCGGGAGAGAUUUGGACUUGGGCGUUUAAAUAUUUCCAAUUCCAAAAAAAUGGAGAUUAAUAAAUUUUACAUAUUUUUCUUCACAUCUGUUUUCCUAAUAAAUUCUUACCAUGCUCAGGAAGUUAUCGAAAUUCCCACAGCCACUGACGCAUAUUUACUUUCGUACACUUUAGAUGAAGAAAACUCAAUUGUGACCUUUGAAGUAACGGCAGAAACUAAAGGGUUUAUCGGUUUCGGAUUUUCAAACAUUUCGGGAAUGGUUCAAGCUGACAUUUUCAUUGGUGGCGUGAACGAAGAUGGAACUUCAUAUUUCGGGGAUUACAGCUCCGUCACCACUGGGACUCCACGAUUGGACGCUGAACAGGACUGGGAACUGUUGGAAGCGGCUGAAACAGAAUUUACGACUUAUUUGAAAUUUAGUAGACCACUCACAACUUUUGAUGCGAAUGAUGUCAAUAUUACAAAUAGUUUGAUGAAUAUCAUUUGGGCGCUGGGAGAAAGAGAUACUUUAGGAUAUCACGGUUUUUCUCGGUCAAAUAUAAAAUUUAAUUUAAUCGAGGGCACGAAUGAGGGAGUGACACCGGAACCACCUCCGACACCUCCGACCACCACGACGCGUCCGACAACGACGGCCCAACCAACGACCACGGAAGCUCCAAACUUCAUCGAAAUUCCUCUCGGAUCUGACCUUUUGACCGCAACGUAUAUAAUUUCCGAAAAUAGAAUUACAUUCGUCGUUACUGCAAAUACACCGGGAUUUAUCGGUUUUGGGUUUUCAAAUCAGACCGGAAUGACAGAUGCGGAUAUGUUCAUCGGUGGCGUGAACGAUACCAAUCAAGAAAUCUAUUUUGGGGAUUAUAUUUCGCGUUCUAAAACUAUGCCAAACCGUGAUGAGGAAGAAGACUGGACAAUCAUUUCUGGUAAUCAAGUCGAUGACGUAACAACGCUGUCGUUUUCUCGACUUUUAGUCACACCCGAUUUCAUGAACGACGUCCCUAUCGAGGAGGACAAAGACAUGAACAUAAUAUGGGCGUUGGGUCGUGCAGAUAACCUGGCUUAUCAUCGAGACAGAGGACAAGCUGUUUUUAAUUUUAUUCCGGUAGAGGAAACGACGCAACCAUCUGAUGCAAGUUCAUCUGCAACCAGCGAACCACCCACGACGCCAGAAACGUCACCAACCCCUCCACCCACGACACCACCAUCCACCGCCACCGUCACCACCACUCAGCAACCCACCACGACUACGGAACCUCCCCCUGGCAAUGGAGAAAUCCCGUUGGGAACAGAUCUCCUAAAAGUCACGUACAUCAUCCUUGGCGACACCGUCAUGUUCACAGCAACUGCAAAAAGGACGGGGUACAUUGGGUUCGGUUUCUCCAAUACGACCGGAAUGGUUCAAGGGGACAUUUUUAUUGGGGGUGUAACCGAAACUGGGGAAGUCUAUUAUGGGGACUACAACUCUCUUUCACACGUCACUCCAGCCCGUGACGCGCAACAAGAUUGGGUUCUCAUGUAUGGAAGCGAAGUCGGCGAUGUGACGACACUUGUAUUUUCAAGGUUGUUGAACACUGGGGAUUUCAAUGACGAUAUUGUUAUCGAAGACAAAACUAUGAACCUGAUUUGGGCCCUCGGAGCCACAGAUGAUCUCGUUCACCACGCAAAUCGUGGCCCUGCGAGUUACAAUUUAAUCUCGGGUCAACCCCCACCCACCACGACGACCACGACACCCACGACGACAACUCUCCCACCCAGCUCCACUGGGACGCCACCCACCUCACCCACGACGGAGAGUCCUCCGGGGAAUGGGGAAAUUCCCCUGGGGAGUGACCUCCUCAAAGUCACUUACGCCAUACUCGAGCAAACCGUCAUGUUUACGGCAGUGUCUCAAACUAAGGGCUACAUUGGGUUCGGAUUUACAAAUGCGACCGGUAUGAUUCAAGGGGAUAUUUUCGUCGGAGGUGUGCUAGACACGGGCGACGUUUACUUCGGGGACUACAAAUCUCUGGAAUACGUUAUCCCCUCCCAAGACCAGCAACAAGAUUGGGUACUUUUGCAUGGACAUGAAACUGAGAAUGCUACGACGUUAGUCUUCUCGAGGCUUUUGGACACUGGAGAUCGUAGCGGGGACGACAUUGUCAUCGAGGAUAAAAAUAUGGGAAUAAUCUGGGCCCUCGGCUCCACAGAUGAACUCUUGUACCACACUAGUAAUCCUACUCGUCGAGGUCAGGCGAGUUACAACCUCAUCGCAGGUCAAGGUCCACCACUCACGCCACCACCAACAACGCUACUCACCACCGGAGACCCUGGUACGACGCAGGCUCCCACGCCGGGGGAAAUUCCGAUGGGGACGAACCUCAUUCGGGUGACAUUUUCCCUCGUCGAGUCCACCAUCACGUUCACCGCGGUCGCAAGGACGACCGGUUAUGUGGCCUUUGGCUUCAGUAACGCCAACGGAAUGGCAGACGCUGACAUUUUUAUUGCUGGAGUGGGCCCUAAUAACGCGUACUAUCUGGAUUGCAAGUCGAGCGGAUAUGCCGUACCAGAAUUGGACACUGAACAAAACUGGGAUCUCAUUUCCGCUACGGAAUCCGGAGGUGAAACAACCAUCGUGUUUUCACGCUUAUUAGACACGGGCGACGCUGAGCAAGACAUUAAAAUUGAGGAUAAAGACAUGACCAUCAUGUGGGCCAUUGGAACGACUGACACUAUCGAGCAACACGAGCCCACCAAUAAAGGGCUCACUUCAUAUAAUUUGAUUCAAGCCCCACCCACCCUGCCGCCGAUGGACCCGCUUCCUAAAACACUGCCCUUUGGGUCGGACUUAAUCAAAGCAACGUACUCCAUUUCCGGAGAAAACAUCACUUUUCAAGUAAUCGGACAGACUCAGGGUUUCAUCGGAUUUGGUUUCAGCAACGGAACUGGAGGAAUGAACUCGACCGACAUUUUUAUCGCGUGGGUCUUCGACGACGGAAGCGUUGGGUUUGUGGACACUUUUACCAAAACUACUGAGACCCCAGUAAAUGACACACAGCAGGAUUGGGUCCUCCUUUCCGGCGAGCAGGCCGGGGGGCAGACAAGGAUCGUCUUCUCGAGACCAUUAGUCACGUCCGACGUGGAAAGUGAUGUCCCGAUUGAGGACAAAUAUAUGCGAAUCGUGUGGGCGAUGGGGUUCGAGGACUUUGUGACCUAUCACGGCGAGUCGAACAGGGGUCAGGUCAGCUUCAACUUGAUCACAGGGAGUGAGGAGGGAAACGGCAGAUCGGGAAGGAGUGUAACGUCCUGGGCACUAGUCAGCUUGGGGGUGGCUUUAAUUCUGAUUUUAGGGGAUUUUUGAUAAUUACAUAAUAGUAAUUUUAAGAUUUGAUUGGAGACAUGAUAUGGUUUUUGGUGUGGAUUGUGUGUUAUCUCAUUUGUUACUUAUUAUAUUUUUAUAUCUCUAAAUGAAUGGCUUAUGUAUGCCACCUCAGGGGUUAAAACAUGAGACAGCAUAUAAUAUGCCUUCCAAAAACCAUUUGCACAGUCCAGAAACGCUCUAUUUUGUGUUACACUACGAUAUUGUGAACUUCAAUUGUUACUAAUGGGAUUUUAAAUAAAUAAGAUAAAAAAUAUAAAUCACGCCAUUUUA
Molecule: messenger RNA, 4009 nt
Organism: Folsomia candida
Lineage: Eukaryota; Metazoa; Arthropoda; Collembola; Entomobryomorpha; Isotomidae
Exons: 10
Coding region: 434-3718 (1094 amino acids)
Biological process (GO): norepinephrine biosynthetic process; octopamine biosynthetic process; dopamine catabolic process
Cellular component (GO): secretory granule membrane
Molecular function (GO): copper ion binding; dopamine beta-monooxygenase activity
Source: RefSeq, a predicted model, not a curated record